UCUUUUUUUUUUUUUUUUUUUUUUUUUUUUGCGUCUCACAACUUUAACCAGUCCAGUUCAUCGCGCUCACUUGCCUUUCGCACACCUCGUUCACUGCAAACAGCCAUGUCGUUCAUGGUUCUGCUGGGCAUUGCGCUGAUUGCGUUCUCGCCCGUGCUCGUGCUUGUGCUGCUGACGGUCGCGCAGUCCGCCGAGCUCGUCGUGCUGCUCGUCUGCUCGGCCUUCUUCUGGCUGCUCUCCAUCCUCGUCACGUCCAUCCUCUGGUUUAUCAUUUCGCCCAUCCGCGACGCGUACGUCUGGGCCAUCUUCCUUGCCGUCGCUCUCCAGGAGGUCGGCCGCUGGGCAACCUACCGCGUCCUCAAACGUGCCGAGCCGGGUCUCCUCAAAGUGGCCGAUUUCGCCAAUUCACGGCUGGUGCAUCACCGCCUCGCUUACGUGAGCGGUCUGGGCUUUGGCAUUAUGAGCGCGUUGAUCCAAUUCAACCCAGUCCUGUCUGUUGCAACUGGCCCCGGCAUGCUCCCAUCACCUGGCUGCACUGGCAAUUCGUACUAUCUUGUUUCAGCAUUUACGAUCUGCUGUUUCUCGCUCCUCCAUGUCUUCUGGCACGUCGUCUUUUCGCACGGCAUGAACACCAAUUCGAAAGUCUUGGUGGCCAUUGUGCCGAUUGCCCAUCUUGCUGCCUCGUUGUUGACCUUGAUAAACGAGUCCGGCGAGAGCUGUGCAGGCGCACUUGUUCCGUUGUACAUUGAGCUCGCUCUGUUUGGCUUUAUCUGCUGGCGGAUCAUCAGCAAACGGCCCUCGCGAGAAUUUUAGACACAUUUUUUUGUUUGGGUUCAAUUUUUGCAACCAGACAACUCUUCUUCUUCUUCUUUUUGGUUUUUUUCAACGAGGUCAGAAGAAAGCCGAGGAAAACGAGAGCUGUCGAUUAUUUUCAACAAUAAACGAGACAGAAACGUAAACAAGUCG
Capsaspora owczarzaki ATCC 30864 is the source of this 966-nucleotide messenger RNA. RefSeq lists its product as hypothetical. NCBI's taxonomy places the organism in Eukaryota, Filasterea, Ministeriida, Capsasporidae. Gene Ontology annotation, biological process: protein processing; positive regulation of catalytic activity. Gene Ontology annotation, molecular function: protein-macromolecule adaptor activity. The transcript has 5 exons. The record is from RefSeq and is a predicted model, not a curated record. Gene Ontology annotation, cellular component: gamma-secretase complex; endoplasmic reticulum; membrane. Bases 106 to 813 code for a protein of 235 amino acids.